This is a messenger RNA of Cyprinodon variegatus (sheepshead minnow), 1262 nucleotides long. RefSeq names its product ankyrin repeat and SOCS box protein 11-like (gene asb11). Bases 71 to 946 code for a protein of 291 amino acids. Gene Ontology annotation, molecular function: protein binding. NCBI's taxonomy places the organism in Eukaryota, Metazoa, Chordata, Actinopteri, Cyprinodontiformes, Cyprinodontidae. The record is from RefSeq and is a predicted model, not a curated record. Gene Ontology annotation, biological process: positive regulation of protein catabolic process; intracellular signal transduction; protein ubiquitination. The transcript is spliced from 7 exons.
GCAAGGCCAGUUUCAGGUAUGCAUUUCCUGGGAUAGUGUUGAAGGAGGCUGCUGCUGCGGUUUGGUUUUCAUGAUGGCCACCAUUUUAUUGAGGUCCCAACCUUUGCAAAACUGCUUCUCCAUCUACAGAGGCCUGCCAUGCAACUCGCUGAUGGCCGACUCCUGUUCAGACAGAACUCCCCUGCAUGAUGCAGCGUAUCAAGGCAGGUUGCUCAAUCUCAUGGAGCUUAUCGCUCAGGGCUUCCAAGUAAACACUCUCACCAUGGAUGGCGUCUCUCCUCUUCAUGAGGCGUGUCUUGGUGGUCACCAUGCCUGUGCCAAAUUCCUCCUAGAAAAUGGUGCAAAUGCUCAGGCAGUGUCAACAGAUGGCGCUACACCUCUCUUCAACUCCUGCAGCAGUGGAAGCGCUGCAUGUGUCCGACUGCUCUUACAGCACGGCGCCUCCAUCCACACCACCCCCCAGCUGGCUUCCCCCCUCCACCAGGCUGCUAAGAAAGGUCACAGAGAGUGUAUGGAGCUGCUGCUGUCCUGCGGAGCUCAAAUUGAUGUGGAACUGCCAAAUGUGGGGACCCCGCUGUAUGCCGCCUGCAGGGCCCCUUCAGCACAGUGUGUAGAGCUGCUCCUGCAUUCAGGUGCAGAUGUCGGCCCUGGCUGCGGGCAGGAUAGCCCUUUGCACGCAGCGGUUCGUGCUGGAGAAGCAAACAUUGUUGAACUUCUGCUGGAGUUUGGGGCAGAAAAAGCCUGCAGGAACUCAGAGGGGAAAACUCCUCUGGAUCUGUCGGCACCAAACAGCGCAGUUAGAGCUGCUCUACAGAGAAAAGGUCCCUGCUCUCUGACUCAGCUCUGCCGUUUCAGCAUUCGCCGCAGUCUUGGGCGGCUUCGCCUUCACAGAACCUCCAACCUCCUCCUUCCUCAAAGUGUAAUUAACUUCCUCCUCUACAGAUGACACCUGUACAUAUCAUAUAUAUGUAAUCAUAUAUAUUUUUAUAUUAUCUUUUAAUAUGUUGACUUUUGACAUUUAAGCAGUAUUCACUGUAUCAGUUUGUCUAAAGACCCAGACUUUGUAUUAAGUCUAAGUCAGACUUUAUAUUUUUUUACAUACUUUACAUCUUUUUACAAAACAUCUUAAAGGUGAACACAGUCAGUUGCAUGUCUGAAUGUUGCUAUUUUUUCUUUAAAUGUUUUCUGAAACCUUUGUAGCUCCACAGGGAGCGCUGUGAAUGUCACUUACAUCAGAAUCUGUUGUGGCUUGAAAGAAGGAA